Molecule: messenger RNA, 882 nt
Organism: Candida tropicalis MYA-3404
Lineage: Eukaryota; Fungi; Ascomycota; Pichiomycetes; Serinales; Debaryomycetaceae
Exons: 1
Coding region: 1-882 (293 amino acids)
Source: RefSeq, a predicted model, not a curated record
AUGUUUGCUCAAACAAGAAGGUCUACAAUUAGACAUUUUCAAGUUUAUAGAAGCUAUGCAACUCGAUCACAUUAUGAUUCUCCAUUUGAUCAUCUUCCUAAAUUUAGAAAUCGUUCAUGGAUAAAUUGGAAAACUACAGUGGCAUUUUUUUUAUUUGGAAGUUAUUUAUCAUAUAACGAAACCUUAUUUAAUUAUUAUGAAAAAUAUACUGAAAUAGAUGAAAAAGAUCCAAAAUUUAAGAUGUUACCUAUGCAAUUAGAAUAUCAAUUGAAAAAUUUACCUAUUUAUCAACAAUUAGCUCAUCCUAAAAAUUCCCAUCAAUGGUAUAAAUUACUGAGUUGGGAAAAUCUUGAUAGAAAUAUUUUGGACAACCAAACUAAAAUUAAAAACCAAGAGGAAUAUCGUGAACCUACUUUAACCAAUCAAACUUUAAGUAAACCGGGAGGAAUUUUAAUCAAACCUGUGAUAUUCCAUAAUAUUGAAACCGAUGAAGGUGUUGCUAUAAUUCAUGCUGGGUAUAGAUUAUGUGGAUAUCCAUUUAUUGUCCAUGGAGGUAUAAUUGCUACUUUGUUGAAUGAAACUUAUAAACGUAAUGCAUCAUUAUCCAAGUUUACAACUUCUAAUUUGAAAGAUGAUUUUAAAGUGGAAAAUUUGACUAUAAACUAUAGACGUCCUACUUUUGCUAAUCAAUUCUUAGUUGUUAAAACAAAGAUGAAGGAAAGUGAAAAGAAUGAUAAGAGAACCAUUGUGUUGGAAAGUGUUCUUGAAGACACCAAAGGUAGAGUUUUAGUUAAGAGUGAAGCAUUAUUGCAUGAUACUGGAAGAGCAACUGAUAGAAUAAAAGCUAGUGAAAGAGACAAGAAAUGGUGGAAAGUAUGGUAA